AAUUUGCGGGAAGGCGAAAAAAUUGGAAUUUGGUUAAGUUUUCUGAAUCUUCGCCAUCAAAAUGGGAAAUGAGGCCAGCAGUUCGCAAGAUGGCAGCCAGCGGAUACCAAACGAUAUCAACUUAUCGUGGGAAAGAUUAGUCUUUGAAGACAUCGAAGCCAGGGACGGACACUGCGCCUGUGCUUGUGAUGGCAAGCUGUACAUAUUUGGCGGAGUGAAACAUGGCGGAGGCGCUGGUGGGAAGGAUGGCUUCCAUGAAAGCAACGAACUUCUUGUUUUUGAUCCUAUUGCAAGAACAUGCAAAGUUUUAAAUGGUGGCGGUGAUAUCCCAGUCAGUCGAUCAUCAGCUGUGCUGGCCUGUGUCAAAGACAAUCUCUAUUUAUUUGGAGGGCUUAAUGCUGACAGUGGGUGGUUCAAUGACCUUCACCUCUACAACACAACAACUAAUCUUUGGAAGAGGAUUGAUUUGCCAAGUGGACCGACACCGAGGGACAAGAUGGCAACCACCGUCGUUGGUUCAAAUAUUUAUAUCUUUGGAGGCUUCGGACCGUACUGCAAAGCACAGGUUGAGAAUGCUAUAAAUAAAGAGAAUGUUGAGGAGGAAGAGGACGAGGAAGAAGAAGAGGAGGAGGAGGAACCACUGGAUGACAGCAACAUUUUGGAUGAUGAGUCUGCAAAAUUUGGCUGGUUUGAUGACCUCUACAUAUUCAACACUGAAAUCAACAUGUGGAUCCAGCCUGUACAGAUGAACCUGGCCUGCCCCUCUCCCAGGGCAGCCCACAGCAUGAGCGCCACCUCCAGGGGUGUGAUCAUCUUUGGAGGCAGAGAUAAACAUGGUCGGAAUAAUGAUCUUCACAUCUACGAUACAAAUUCAAGAAAGUGGGUAACAGAUCUGUCGAUUGCUGGGAAAUAUCCGUCGGCUCGGUCAUUCCAUUCAUCAGUGGCUGUUGGCGAUCGAGUGUUGGUUUGUGGUGGACGAGCAGCUGAUGAACAUCACUUCAAUGAUGCCCACAUCUUCGAUUCUGAAACUCUGCAGUGGUUGCAGCCAAUAGUGAAUCUUGACACUAAUUACACUAAACGAGGGGUCCACACGAUGAACGUCGUUGGCGACUACAUCGUCAUGUUUGGAGGAUCUGCUGAUUUUGAUGCUGAGACAGUCCAGUGUACCACCUUCCUCAAUGAUUUCUAUCUCCUAAAAAAGAGUGAUGUCCUAAAGGGAGCCGCCCUUCCAGAAAUUUCCUCGGAAAAUGAUGGAAUGAAUGUUGAUGAGGAUGGUGGUGGUGCUGACGAAAACGCAAAAAUUGAGACAAGGCAACGGAAAUAAUGAUCUUGAUCUGAAAUAGUCAUGAUCCAUCAUCGUAUAAUUUUUCAUAUUUACCAUGCAUGUAAAUUAAUUAGUUUUAUUUAUUCAUUCAUUCACUCAUUUUAUUUAAUUGGAACGUUUUAUCACUGUUUUGAACUGGUGUAUAGUCUGGUUGAUGUUCAGUUAAUGGAAAAAAUUAAAUUAUUCGACGGUUGACAAUGUUUAUUAACUUUCAAACUAAAUCGCAAACCCAAAAUAAAUCAUAUUUUGGACGUUAAAAACUAAAAACUUGAUUCUAAGAAUCGUUUAAACGUUCGAGAAUCUAUGUGAAACUUGCUUGCGCUUUAUAAAAAUUUUUUACAUUAUUUUUAAGAUAUCUUCUAUCUUGAAUUUUUGUACCUUGCUCUUGCAUUUCUUCACACUAAGGAAACAUUGUUUUUCAUCUACGCGUUUUAGGUUAUUUUAAUGUUAAGAGUAUUGGAAUAGUAAAGAAUAAUAA
Molecule: messenger RNA, 1802 nt
Organism: Helobdella robusta
Lineage: Eukaryota; Metazoa; Annelida; Clitellata; Rhynchobdellida; Glossiphoniidae
Exons: 9
Coding region: 62-1324 (420 amino acids)
Molecular function (GO): protein binding
Source: RefSeq, a predicted model, not a curated record